Molecule: messenger RNA, 1343 nt
Organism: Amphiprion ocellaris (clown anemonefish)
Lineage: Eukaryota; Metazoa; Chordata; Actinopteri; Pomacentridae
Product: urokinase plasminogen activator surface receptor-like
Exons: 5
Coding region: 352-975 (207 amino acids)
Source: RefSeq, a predicted model, not a curated record
ACUGACACGCUGUUGAUUGUCAAAGAAACUACCACAUCUAUUAUUAAUAAUAAUAAUAAUAAUAAUAAUAAUAAUAAUAAUAAUAAUAAUAAUAAUAAUAAUAAUAAUAAUAAUAAUAAUAAUAAUAAAAACAUUGUUGGUUGCUUCCAUAUAGUACUCAUAUGACGAAACAAUACAACUUUUCUCUGAUCUGAAGCUUUAAACACAAGGAAAACUUUUUUGAAAGUCACAUUUUGUCUCUAUGAGAGGAAUGAGGGUGUGGUCUGAGAGGGAAGACAACCCCUCCUCAGGAGAGCUUCUUCUAGCCCGAAGAGAUCAAACUAAAUCUCAUUUGUUUCCCAUCAUCAUAAAAUGCAUCUCCUUACGCUGAUCCUUGGGACUGUGCUUCUCCCCAAAGUCUUCACCCUGAAAUGUCAUCAGUGUUUAAUGGAAAACUCUGGAACCUGCGCUGACACUAUAGAAUGUCCUCUACAGGGCCAUCAGUGUGGCGCCAUCAGAAUUGUUACAUAUACAGGUGCCUCAAAACUCGCUGAUCUUGCUUCGAAAGGCUGUGUUUCGGCUGCAGAAUGUGUUGAAGGGUCAAUCAACUUUGGACUUGCAAAGAAUGUGAUUACCAGCAGGUGCUGCAACUCCGAUCUCUGCAACACUCAACCUGCCCCGGAUGCUGGCCAGUCCUACCCAAAUGGCAAAAAAUGCUUCUACUGUGAUGGACAAUCGUGCACUGCAACUCUAAACUGUAAGGGGAAUGAGGACCACUGCAUCUCAUCAACAGUGGAUACAGGAGGACAGCUGGUGACUGUGAAGGGCUGUGCUUCAAAGGUUAUGUGCUCAGGUAUAGAAGUUGCUCAGAAGGUGGGAACCAUUGGAAAGGACACCAGCUGCUGCCAGGGCAACUUCUGCAACAGUGCCACCAGUACAACUGCUGACAUUCUGCUGUUGGUGGCACCGCUGGUCUCUGUGGUCUGGUUUUCUUAGUUUUGAUUUUCAUUUUGCACAACCUCAUAGUGCUUAAAUCUGCCUCAUUACUGUUUCAGAUGUGUGAGAAAGUAGAAAUGUAGAAAUGAAAAGACUUUUUUCUUCUUUGUGUCUUGCAUCAUGUAGUUUUUAAACUGCUUAUUUUUUUCCUCUUUCACUUUUUUUUUUUUUUUUUUUUUUACAAGUUGGCGAAAAACAGCCCUGUCUGUGUUUAUUCUUUUUAGUAAACCAAGGAGAAAGUAGAAGAUAUCCUGAUGCAUAUUUUUGGUUGUGAGUGCUGUUAGUAAAUGACACUUUUUGUAUUUAGAAAUAUAUUUUUUAAAGUUUUAUUAUUGAUAUAUAGCAAAAAUAAAUUUCUUAAAAUUCUA